UUUAUAGUUAGGACUCUACAAUGUAUGAAAAAAAUUUUGCACCAGACGCUUUGGUACAAGCUAUAUUCUUUACUAAUGAAGCAGAAUAUGUCAUACCAAAAUUAGAAUAUUCAAUACAAUUAACAAGUUCACCAGAAAAAUUACAAACCCUUGUCAAAGCAUUAAUUAUACAAGAAAAUAAUGAAGCCAAUUUAAAAGAAGUUGAUUUUGAAUUUCUUAUAAAUGGAAAAAUUUUUAAUAAUAGUAUUGAAGAAUAUUUAAAGCUUAACAACCUUACUACUGAAAAUGUGUUAGAAAUUGAAUAUAUUAAAAAACUCCCCUCUCCAAAUCCAAGAACACUACACAAACACAAUGAUUGGGUUAGCUCUCUUGACAUUAUUAAUAUAGAUAAAUCAAAUUCUAAAAUCACAACAUAUAUUUUGACUGGUUGUUAUGAUAACACAUUAAAUAUAUGGAGUCAAGAUGGUAACAAAUCCAAAACACCCAUAUUUUCCAAAUUAAUCCAUGAUGGACCUGUGAAAGAUAUCAAAUUUGUUUGUACACAAUCUCCCCAUUUUAAAAACUUUGCUUUCCUGACUGCAUCACAUGACCAAACUGUAAAAUAUUGGAAAAUCGAAAAGAGAAUAAAUAAAAAAGAGUUGACAGAAAUUCAUGACGGCACCAACUGGGUAUUGCAAUGCAUAACCAUAAACAGAGGUCACUUGGGAGGGGUUGAAUGCGUUAGCAUACAACCUUUAGAGAAAGGUGCAAAUCCAAAUGCUUUGUUCUGUAGUGGUUCAUGGGAUAAAAUGGUCAAAAUUUGGCGGUUCGAACCAGAUAUGAAUGCCAAAGAUCUCAAAACCAACCAAGCGAUCACCAAAAAAAAUAAAAGAAUUAACAUACCUAUCCUAACGAUAGCCCAUCAUGAUGAAGUAGUGAGUACCAUUCAAUGGAUCCAAGAAAACGAAAUUUGCAGUGCUUCUUGGGACUGUACAAUCAAAAUAUGGGAUGUAGAAGCUCAAAAAACUAAAACUACACUCGUGGGUCAAAAAUCGUUUUUAAAUAUUUCAUAUUCGCCACUAUCACAGCUGAUCAUAUCGGGUUCUACCGACAGUCAUGUCAGGUUAUGGGAUCCAAGGACUGAUGUUGGAACUAUAGUCAAAUGUGCAUUCUCAUCACACAAAGGAUGGGUAUCAUGCGUUAAAUGGUCACCCAAUAACAUCAAUCAAUUCACAUCUGGCUCAUAUGAUUCGAUUGUUAAAAUUUGGGACGUCAGGAGUGUUAAGACACCACUCUUCAAUCUAUACGGCCAAAAGGAAAAAAUUUUAUGCAAUGCGUGGACGCAAGAUAAUUUAAUUGUGAAUGGAGGCUCGGACAAUACACUUCAAAUAUUUCAAAUAUAAUUUUUUUUUUCUGUUAAAGAUCAUAAUUUCAAUCAUGUUCCA
Molecule: messenger RNA, 1424 nt
Organism: Gordionus sp. m RMFG-2023
Lineage: Eukaryota; Metazoa; Nematomorpha; Gordioida; Chordodea; Parachordodidae
Product: ribosome biogenesis protein WDR12 homolog
Exons: 9
Coding region: 21-1382 (453 amino acids)
Biological process (GO): ribosome biogenesis
Molecular function (GO): protein binding
Source: RefSeq, a predicted model, not a curated record